GCGCGCUCGUGGCACAGGGAGAGAAAGUAGGACAGACGAACGCAACCAAGCUCAAGGAAUACCAAGAGAAGCUCAAGCACGAGAAGCUGACCAACGGAGACUUGGCAGACUUAGUUUGGCACUGCAGACUCCAGACGACGCACGCACAAGACAAAGUCAAGAUUUGGAUCGAGGCCAAAGCGACGGGGAUGGAGGAUAUUGUGGUGCAGGCUUUGGUGCAGAUCGGCGACGGCACCUUCUACUACAAUUACUGCCCGACAGACACAGAGUGCACCGUCCCCGACUAUUACGGACACGACUGGAUCACUGACGGCACUCCCUACGGCAGCGGGGAUGAGCUCCACGAAAACCCAAAGGCAAUCGCGCUCCGUUCCUUCGGCCUCCAGCGGACCCUGCGAGGCAACUCCUACCUCCGCGAGUUCGUCUAG
Prorocentrum cordatum is the source of this 428-nucleotide messenger RNA. The record is from the annotation of a GenBank genome assembly. NCBI's taxonomy places the organism in Eukaryota, Dinophyceae, Prorocentrales, Prorocentraceae.